AGCUAUCUCCCGCCGACGACACACGACAGACCUCCUCCCCCUCCUCUCUCUCGUCUCCCCCUCCUCUCUCUCGUCUCCCCCUCCUCUCUCUCGCCGCCAUGGACGCCCUGCAGGGCUGGGGGGUGAGCAGCACCCACUACCUGCAGACGCACUACGCUGAGGCCCAGGGCUGGUUCCUCUGGGUGUCCUGGGCUGCGGACCUCCGCAACACCUUCUUCAUCUUCUUCCCCCUCUGGUUCCACCUGCGGCCCAACGUGGGCAUCAAGCUCAUCUGGGUGGCGGUGAUCGGAGACUGGCUGAACCUGGUGUUCAAGUGGAUUCUGUUUGGGGAGCGACCGUACUGGUGGGUCCAUGAGGCAGCGUACUACCACGACAAGGUGGCCCCCCACAUCCAGCAGUACCCCAUGACCUGCGAGACCGGACCAGGGAGCCCCUCCGGCCACGCUAUGGGGGCCGCCGGGAUCUACUACACCCUGGUCACCUCCAUCCUCAGCGUCCUGGCCCGCAGGAGGAGGGGCGGCAGGAAGCCCCCCCAACCCGGCUGGUAUGUGAGGGCCCUGCUGUGGACGGGCUUCUGGGCCGUCCAGGUGUGCGUCUGUCUCUCCAGGGUCUUCAUCGCUGCACACUUCCCCCACCAGGUCAUCGCUGGAGUCAUCUCAGGCAUGAUCGUGGCGGAGAUCUUCGACCGGGUCCAGUGGAUCUACAGCGCGAGCAUGAGGAGCUACCUGCUCACCACGCUGUUCCUCACCUCCUUCGCCGUGGGCUUCUACCUGCUGCUCCGGGCCCUGGGCGUGGACCUGCUGUGGACCCUGGAGAAGGCCCAGCGGUGGUGCGUGAAGGCCGAGUGGGUCCACAUGGACUCCACGCCCUUCGCCAGCCUGCUGAGGAACAUGGGCACCCUGUUCGGGCUGGGCCUGGCGCUGCACUCGCCCCUCUACACCGAGAGCAAGCGGAGCUCCGGCGCCGUGGCCAAGGCGGGCUGCAUCGUCAGCUCGCUGCUGCUGCUGCACCUCUUCGACUCCUUCAAGCCACCCACGCACACCGCCGCGCUCUACUACCUGCUCUCCUUCUGUAAGAGCGCCACCGUGCCGCUGGUGGCCGGCAGCAUCGUCCCGUACUGCGUCAACAGCGCUCUCAGCCUGCAGGGCAAGAAGGGCUUGUGAGCCGGCUCCCACAGGAGACUAAGGGGCGGGGGGGGGGACAGCUGCCCCAGGACGCAGCACCACACACUCGCUGCCCGGUGAUUCAUGACUCAGGGCGCCGCUGCCGUCUGCCCGGUCUGGGAAUGCCAGCCGUGGACAGAGGGCUUGCAGAAAUGGGGUUUCUUUUAAAGCUCAAACGCGGUGGCAAGUGAAAGCUCAGAUACUCAGAACCCAGGGGCAGCUGUGAGCACACACACUGGGGAAACGACGUCGGGAUGGAGGGUUCAGGAGCUCUGCAAGAGGAUGUGAAUAACGUGGCACUAUUCUUGGAGCACGUUGUACUAAGAGCCGUCAGGGAAAUCCGUUUGACUUUUAUGAUUUAUCUCCGAUUCAUUGUCGUGUUUUUAAGUAUUGUUUGUUUCAUCCGAAGUAACUUUUUAACUUUGAUUUUUUUUUAAAUAAACAUCUUUAAAAUGUC
Molecule: messenger RNA, 1620 nt
Organism: Gadus morhua (Atlantic cod)
Lineage: Eukaryota; Metazoa; Chordata; Actinopteri; Gadiformes; Gadidae
Gene: g6pc1a.2
Product: glucose-6-phosphatase catalytic subunit 1a, tandem duplicate 2
Exons: 5
Coding region: 99-1163 (354 amino acids)
Biological process (GO): glucose 6-phosphate metabolic process; gluconeogenesis
Cellular component (GO): membrane
Molecular function (GO): glucose-6-phosphatase activity
Source: RefSeq, a predicted model, not a curated record